This is a messenger RNA of Colletotrichum destructivum, 3275 nucleotides long. RefSeq names its product Putative guanylate kinase-like domain, THO complex, subunit THOC1. NCBI's taxonomy places the organism in Eukaryota, Fungi, Ascomycota, Sordariomycetes, Glomerellales, Glomerellaceae. The transcript is spliced from 5 exons. The coding region runs from base 184 to 2823 and encodes 879 amino acids. Gene Ontology annotation, cellular component: THO complex part of transcription export complex. The record is from RefSeq and is a predicted model, not a curated record. Gene Ontology annotation, biological process: regulation of DNA-templated transcription elongation; mRNA export from nucleus.
CUGAACAAAUCUCCAGCCUUGCGCAUCGCUAACAUCACGACCCUGACAAUCAAACCCCUCGACUUCUGAAUUCCAAAGCAUACUCGAAGUGUCAACUCCUAAAAUCACUCGGCUCAUGGCAUAUUGGGCUACGCCCAUUUCGCUUCCACCUGCCCAAGCGCAACAACCUCAAGAAAUCGCAAGAUGCCGGCCGCUGUCACAUCCAAUCGGCAUCAGAUGCCUGGGGUAAUCGCGUUUGCCGAGCUGCUCGACGACCUCUUGGCUCGCUCAAUGGAAGUCAAAUCUACCCCCACGAUCGAGCCCGCAUUACAGAAGAUAGACUUCGGUGAUCUGGACGAUCAACUUGCACGCGUUCUCACGACGCCAGAGCAGCAAAAUGGAACCGAAAUCGCGACACAGAACAAGGCCCAGCAGUUUGCAACCAUUGAGACUGCAGUGCGGAACAUUUUCAGCAACUUGAUUGCCACCACAUCCAUCGAGUCCCCGGAUUUCGUCAAGGUCUGGAACCUGUUCGACCUCCUCACCAUCCUCUCCGAUGACGAAAAGUGCGAUCCGGCCCUCCUUUUUUGGCUGGUGGAAGAGCUCUUAGACAGCCAGACAAUCGCUGGAUGCCGCAAGAUUUUCGAUUUCCUCGAAUCAAGACGCGAAAGAAUAACCGUGAAGCACUUUAAGCAGAAGCAGUUGGUCAUUCUGCGCAGUUGUAACGAACUGCUGCGACGCCUGUCUCGUGCUGAGGAUACGGCCUUUUGCGGCCGGGUUUUCAUCUUCAUGUUUCAGAGCUUUCCCUUGGGUGACAAGAGCUCUGUCAACUUGCGAGGAGAAUACCACGUCGAGAACGUCACCGUAUUCGACGACACAGGCGUCAAGACAGACGAAUCGACAGAGCAGAUGGAUAUAGACAGCCAGAAUGGUGUCAAAGACGGCGAAGUGAAGUCUCAGGCAAAGGCCGUUUCAUUCGAUGCGAAGCAACCGACACAGCCUGACCAACCGCUUGACCCUGACGCACUGUAUCCUCAGUUUUGGUCACUCCAGGAGACUUUUAGUCAGCCCAAGAAGCUAUUCGAUCCUUCCCACUUGGCGAACUUCAAACGUGGGCUUGAAGCAACCAUGACUUCUUUCCGGGCCAUACAGAACGAACAAGGCCAGAGACCACCCAAAGCAGUUGAUGAGGCACAGAGAGGUCUAAAGAGGAAACGAGACGAUGUGGAAGGAAGUGACCUGGCAAAUUCCUACAAUCCCAAAUACCUCACCAGCCGGGAUCUCUUUGAGCUUGAAAUGAGCGACAUUUCCUUCCGCAGACACAUACUUGUUCAAGCCUUGAUCAUCAUGGACUUCCUUCUCUCUUUAUCAAACAAGACGAAAGAAAAACUGGCUGGCAAUGCCCAGAACAAAUCGGUCAUCUACCUUGGCCAGGUUCUGAGCGAAGAAGACACCAAGUGGGCUUUGGAGAUGAAAAGGACAAUUGUUGAUAAAUACCUUAAGCACGGCGUCGAUGGCCCGUACUUCAGCCGCAUGGUUGAGACGGUCCUCGCCAGGGACAAGAACUGGAUCCGUUGGAAAUCCGAGAACUGUCCGUCGAUCGAGUUGCCGGCAGUGUCUCCUGAUUUGUUCGUCGAGGCCAAAAAGGUUGCUCAACGUACGACAACGAAGAAGCGUCUGAGGGCCAUGCCGAUGGGCUCACUGCCCCUUGGCUUCCUGGAAGACGGCGGUGACGAAACUGCGAUGCAGAAGCUCAAGGCCGAGGAAAGAUACAGUCUGCCAGAGCUUGGAAUUUUUAAACGGAAGAUUGCGGAUGACGACUUCGAGAUUGAUAUGCCGACAACCAACCAAACCAAGGCCGCCGCGAUUGAGAGCAAAGCCAGCAAAAGUUGGCGAGCCCUCCGGAUAGCGAGCAAAUCAAGGUUGGCCCUCUUUGAUAAGAUAGACGACCCAGAAAAGAUCGACGCCGUGUUUGAAGAGCCGGUUGAUGUUGACGAAGGUGAGGCUGCUGCGGAGGAAGAGGUAAACAAUGACAAUGUCCCCGAGGACAAGCGGCCAAUCAUCAUAUCAGGACCGCCUGGGGCCGGCAAAGCGACUAUAUUCGGUCUUCUCGCAGAGCGGCGUCCAGGCGCGUUCACGCGUGUGCCUCGGCAUACCACAAGAAAGCCGCAAGAGGGUGAAGUCGAGGGCAAGGACUUCUACUACGUCGAACCGCAAGCUUUCAACAUGUUGAGGGACGGCGAUGCGUUGUUAGAAUUCACGACUAUCGACAAGGUAGACUACGGCACGAGUCGCAAGGCCGCAGAGGCGGCUGCCGAGGGUGGGAAGGUCCCCAUUAUGUAUAUGGACGGCGAGGCUAUUCAGCAAGCACGGGAACUUGGCUAUUCGGCACGAACCAUCCUCGUUUUGCCACCAAGUCUCGAUAUACUGGAGGAGCGUCUCAGGAAGGCAGAGAAGGACGAUGAUGCCGUGCAGAAGGCUCUCGCCCAAGCAGCUCCUUAUUUUGAGGCCGAUUCGAAGCUGAAAGGGGAAUUCGAUUUAAUUCUUACCAAUCAAGAGCUGGAUGCUACCUUCCAGGCUUUUGAGGGACACGUAUACGGCACCUCUGAGGCGACACUCACAAAUGGCAAGCUGGAAGGCGAGACGAUGGAGGACGCAGAUGAGACCAUGGUUGAUGUGGCGAGCGAGCAACUACAGGCAUCACAGGCACCACAGGCGUCGCAGGAAGCCCAAGAUCCGCAGGAAAGUAAGGAGAACGAAGUGGUUGCGGAAUCCACGGAACCUAUGGAAGUAACACAGACUGAAGAGGCUGGCGAGACCAAAGGAACUCCGGAGGCAUCUUAGUGUCAUAGCCCAGGGGUGGAACGCGGGUGCACGCCGGCCCUCAGAGAGAUCGAAUCACACAUAGCCACGUCAGGAAUUGGUAGAGAUGCUUGAUACCCCGGAUUUUACACUCCAUUCCCCCUGAUGUGGAGAUAAUCAGAGAUGACCUACAUUGACCAUGUCGCUCUCAUACUACUUACCACAAAAUCUAACACUUUGUCACUCACCAACCGACCGGGGAGGGGGGUUCAUUCGCGUUCCGUUCCAAGCUGGUAUCAACAGUAUGUAUUCUAACUGUAAGCGGGAACGGGUGUCCACCCACUACGCUUUUCUCGGCGCGCGAAGAGAUAUUGGUAUGAAUAUAUACGUACGUCGACUUUGCGUACAAGAAAGAGCUACAUCAAGGGCAUUGUCUACGUAUAUCCACCGGGCUCCAGGCACCAAUGACCCGAACGAUCCCACAUCCUCGCCCU